ACAUUGCUGCCUUGAAUGAACCUUAUAGGACAAAAGUCAACAAGACUACAAUCAACACAAAGCCACCACUCAAGCCUUCCUUUAGUCCGCAGAACGAAGGUCCAGAGAGUUUCAUGAAGAUUAUGGAGAGAGAUGCUGAAGACAGGAGGAUAAAGCGGAUUGCUAAAGAGAAAAAGGCAACUGCACUCAAAGACAAGGGGAAUGAAGCGUAUGCUCAAGGCGACUAUGAAACUGCUGUGAAGUAUUACAGUGAUGGCUUGGAUGAACUACGGGACAUGCAGCCAUUGUACACCAACCGAGCACAAGCCUACAUCAAGCUGGGAAAGUACAAAGAAGCCAUCAGUGACUGUGAAUGGGCCCUGAAGUGUAAUGAGAGGUGCAUAAAGGCUUAUGUACACAUGGGCAAAGCAUUUAUGGAACUGAAGAAAUAUAAUGAGUCCAGACACUGCUUUGAAAAGAUAGUGGAAAUUGAACCUGGAAGGGAGAAGAUGGUAAAAGAAUACCUGAUCCAGGUAGGUUUGGAAGCGGAGAGAGAGAAUCAGGAGAUGAAUGCGAGGGAGGAGUUUGACAAGGGAGAGGUGAAGGCCAGAACGGUGCCUCAGCUUCUUGAGAAGCUGUCAAGGCCCGGCCAGAUGCCCCUCUUCUACCGCGGAGGAUUGGAGCUUCUCUUACAAGCAGUUACUGACUGUACAGGCCAGACCCUUUUCAGACUGAACAAUGGCUUUAGUAUCAUCAGCAGCAAUGACAUGGUGAGGAGUUGCCUGUUGCCGAAUACAAAGGGUCCAGACAGCCAGCAGUUAUGUGUGUCUGUUCUGAAGUUAUGGAGGGUUAUUUGCUGUGGAAAUGAUGAAAACCAGAAGAUGUUGAUGACAUGCCCAGUCACCAGACAAGCCACUAUUGACUUAGUAACAUCAGAGCAUUUUGCAGUACGGAAAGAAUGUCUGGCAUUACUAUGUAUGUACUCACAGAUGCCACACAGCAGGCGUUUGGCCAUUGACAGCCUGAAUGUGCACAUGUUAGUGAGGAACCUCAUGGUGUGCAUCUCACAGCCAAAUCAGCAGCAGGAGAACACAGCGGUCAACAUUCUGGAGAACUUUGCAGCAGAAGACAAAUUUUGCUUUCAGUUAAGGAAUGUGUUGACAGACUCUGUCAUUGUGCCAUUUACAACAAUGCUGAGAAAUAUGACCAAUCAUCAUAUCCUUCCAUCACUGAUAUUGGCCAUUGGCUGUCUGGCUCGAGACGGCGUCAUCCGUCACAAACUUGCUCAUGAUCCAGAAUGUUGGAAGGCCUUUCUGGUUGCCAUUAGGCAGUGCAGUGCAUAUGAAUACAAAGAGAUCCUUUACUCUAUGCUUGGGCUGAUCAUCAGCCUUUCAACCAUGACUUCUCCAGUCAUCCAGGAGCAUGCGGUUUCACUCUGUGACUGCUGUCUGGGCCUGCUGAGGGACAGUGACGGAGGAGUAAUAACUAGAGUCACAGGUGUGCUGAGCACUGUCCUCCCUCAGUCCUCUGAGGCUGUUCUCCAUGUUAUCCAGGGGGAUGUGGUUCGGAGUAUGUGCCGGUUGCUGAAGAAAAGCGGGCCAACUGCCACCAAGUAUGCCAUUAAGACGCUGACAGUGUGCACUGCUGCCAGUCAUUUGGCACGGGAGGAGCUGGUGAAGUCUGAUAAAAAACUGUCUAUCUUACGUCAUUUGCUGGAUUCCAGCUGUGAUGAGAUGGUGUCAGGAAAUGCAGCCCUUUGCUUGGCCCACUGCCUUGAGUUGGAGGGAAUUGCCAGCAACCUGCUGGGCACUGAUAUUGUGCUACGGCUGCUGCGCAAUGCUGCAGGGGAUGCAAAGAAGACAGCUGUGCAGCAAAAUGCAGCGAUUGCUCUGGGGAAGCUGUGUCGAUCUGAGCCCAGACAUUUGAACAAACUUCGAGAAUUACACGGCCUUGAGAUCCUGCACUCCUGUAUGAAGCUCAUCACAUGAACUCCUGAUAACAUGUUUUACAAUCAUGCUUGUCAUCAGUCUUGUUCUCUUCUAUAUUCUAUUUAGACAAA
Seriola dumerili (greater amberjack) is the source of this 2038-nucleotide messenger RNA. It is a transcript of the gene ttc12, whose product is annotated as tetratricopeptide repeat protein 12-like. Gene Ontology annotation, molecular function: protein binding. Lineage: Eukaryota; Metazoa; Chordata; Actinopteri; Carangiformes; Carangidae. The coding region runs from base 114 to 1967 and encodes 617 amino acids. The record is from RefSeq and is a predicted model, not a curated record. The transcript is spliced from 20 exons.